CUUUGAAUUGUCUUGUGUAUCGCACAUAUAUAAAAAUUUAUAUUCAAUGAAAUAAAAUAAAUCAGUGAAAUAAAAAUGUUUUGACAAUUUCAUUGAAUGUUAAAAUUAUUCAGUGAACAAUUUAACUCCUUGUGAAUCGUUGCCGAAAUCAAAAUAAAAAUUUAUGAAAAGCAUUCAACAUUCGAGGAAGGAACUCAGUGAAAAUGAAUACAAAGAGGGAGUGAAAAUGUCUUUUUUGUGAACAAAAUAAAUUAAGUUACAAGUUUGAAAAUAAUCUUGAACAUUUCAUAACAGCUUAGCAACAUCGUAAACUAUAUAAUGAUUAAAUAAAAGUGUGAAAAGUGUUAACAAGCAACGAUGUAACAAGAAGUUUAGUAAAUCAUGUUAUUAAUUUAAAACUUAUUCAUCACAAAGAGAAAAAUACAUCGGAAAUAAAGCAGCGAAAAAUGGAUUUUAAUCCAUUUAAUGACUAUGAAGCACAUGAGGACUAUAGCAACCAUACCAUCCAUAUAUCACCAGCAAUCAAUAUCACAAAACAUCCAUACGAGAAUUUAUUCAAAGGCAUUUCACCUGUUCUACUUUAUUUUGCAUCAGUAUGUUGCGUCCUUUUUAUGCUACUUGGAAUACCUGGAAAUCUCUGUACAAUUAUAGCACUGGCCAGAUGUAAAAAAGUUCGAAAUGCCACAGCAGUGUUUAUCAUAAAUUUAUCAUGCUCAGAUUUGCUCUUUUGUUGCUUCAAUUUACCACUUGCGGCAACAACAUUUUACUAUAGAGAAUGGGUUCAUGGUGAGAUUAUGUGCCGUUUAUUUCCCGUACUUCGAUAUGGAUUGGUAGCUGUAUCACUGUUCACAAUACUAACAAUAACUAUAAAUCGUUACAUCAUGAUUGGACAUCCACGAAUUUAUCCUAGAAUUUACAGACGUCGAUGGUUAACAUUAAUGGUCUCACUUACAUGGCUAUGUGCAUUCGGUACAUUGAUACAAACAUGGCGUGGAAAGUGGGGCAAAUUCGGCAUGGAUACGACUAUAAGCUCAUGUAGUAUCCUUCCGGUCAAUGGAAAGUCUCCCAAAGAGUUUCUGUUCAUCAUGGCAUUUAUACUGCCAUGCUUAGCAAUAGUUUUAUGUUACGCAAGUAUUUUUUAUAUUGUCCGAAAAACGGCUAUGAAGACACAUGAGAUGCCGAAAACAAACGGAUCGAUUCGAAUGACCAACAAUCAUAUGAUUGCAAAUAAAAACUCUCCAUGUCCAGUACCUCAAAAGUCAGCAUCAAAUCAGAAGCUUCAAAGGCCAUCAAUUGAAAUUGACGAUUGCAAUGGGAAAAUUGAUGAGGGUAAAUCAAUUGAGGAGCCAAAAAUCAAUAGUAAUGUCCACACUCGUAGAAGUUUAAUGAAAUCAAAAACUGAUGAAUUAAAGUUCAUCGACACAAGUUGUGAGAGCGAUUUGCCGCCGACUUUAUCACAAUUACAACGAAAGAGCGUUCAAAUUGAGGAAAUUCCAGUCAUUUUUGCAUCGCCACCAACAUCACCGACAACCCUUACGACGACAAUUAUCUCAUUAGAGAAUGAACAGCGACAAUUUAAUUCAAUUAAUAAUAAAGAUGAACUGAUACAGAAUAACGUGGGAACAAUUGUGCAGACGCGAGGACAGAGAAAUUCUCAUGACAUGGGAGUGGACUCAGCUGUUGAGGAUAGUACAGUGUCAUUAGAGCAGAACAAUAUGGCUCAUCAUUUACUGUCAGUACCCGAGCCAUCAAGUAGCUCAUCGGGAAUCGAGCUGCCAUAUGAAGAAACACCAAAGAAAAAAAAACCGAAAAAGCCAAAAUCACCGACGAAAAUAAAACAAAAGAAAAUCAAGGCUGAAUCGCCACCGAAAGAUUUACCGACAAGAAAAAAGUCAUUGGCAAAUACGUCAGGAGCAUCGAUACUGUACGGUGCUGCUCGUAUGUCAGCCAAAGAUCGACGACUUUUAAAGAUGAUACUCGUAAUAUUCAUUUCAUUUCUGACAUGCUAUUUACCCAUAACGCUAACAAAAAUCGCGCGUUCAAUUGCUGAUGUAAACUUUUUAUUCAUCACUUCUUAUCUCUUGAUUUAUUUAACGCCAUGCAUAAAUCCAAUAAUCUAUGUUGUUAUGAGCUCUGAGUAUCGUCAAGCAUACAAGCAACUGCUAACAUGUCAUCUCAAUAAGUCACGUGGAUGUAAUGGAAAUGCAAAAUAUCAAAAUGCAAGAAAUCGCAUGUGACAUCCGUCAAUAACUAAGACAACUACUAGCACAACAAUAACAAAAUGACAUGACUAAAGCUAGUGAUAAUUAGGACAAUUUUAUCCACAAACUGAACCAAAGAAAAAAAUAGUAAGGAAAUGGAACCAAAUCAACAAGAUUAAAAAUGAUGUUUCUAUUAAUUCAUAAGCAAUUCACAUUCCAUUAAUAAAAAAUUGUUCAUCACCCAAUUCAUUAAUGUCUUAAGAUUUGAGCAGCUUAAUUAUAAUGUCUGUAGCUUUAAAAUAAAUUUUUAAUAUAAAAUCAAGUUUCUGGAUAGUCUGAAACAUUAACAGAAUCACCAAAAAAUGACCUUAACAACUGUAAUUCAUGCACUGCAUAUCUGGUUGUUAAGGAAGAAUACUCUAAGUAAUGAAUAAAUGUAAAUUCAGUAUUUAAGUAGGUAAAAUAAAUUUUGAAAUUUGUUAAUUCACAUAGAAAAAUGGGAA
Molecule: messenger RNA, 2704 nt
Organism: Chironomus riparius
Lineage: Eukaryota; Metazoa; Arthropoda; Insecta; Diptera; Chironomidae
Source: the annotation of a GenBank genome assembly